Molecule: messenger RNA, 1154 nt
Organism: Notolabrus celidotus (New Zealand spotty)
Lineage: Eukaryota; Metazoa; Chordata; Actinopteri; Labriformes; Labridae
Gene: atox1
Product: antioxidant 1 copper chaperone
Exons: 4
Coding region: 169-375 (68 amino acids)
Biological process (GO): copper ion transport
Cellular component (GO): cytosol
Molecular function (GO): metal ion binding; copper chaperone activity
Source: RefSeq, a predicted model, not a curated record
GUCUGCCAGGACACAACCGUAGAAGAAGAAGUAAAGCUACGUAGACCAAAACCCACUAGCUUCACAGAGACAAGCUAGCAGUGAGCGUUUCUGUGAGAUUACACAACACUGUCGUCACUCAGAGUUAGACCUGAUAGCUGACGGAGGUUAGACCACAUCUCUUCAGACAUGACGAAGCACGAGUUUGAGGUCGCGAUGACGUGUGAGGGAUGCUCAGGAGCUGUGACCAGAAUCCUCAACAAGGUGGAAGGUGUGAAGUUUGAGAUCGACCUGCCCAAGAAGCUGGUCUGGAUCGAGUCUGACAAAGAGGUGAAGUUUCUACAGGAGACGCUGGAGAAAUGUGGGAAGGAGGUCAAGUACAACGGCACUAAAUGAAGGAACCUGCUCCACGUGGAUCAGGAAAUCACUGCUGCUGAUGUAAAGUGAAGAUUCAUGCUGUUCUUUAACUGACUGGAAGAGUCGGACGGGCCAACACCUCCUCCCUCCACGCUUACACGCACAAACAUCUCAAAUGUAAUAACUCAUGACGACAGAACUGCUGAGCAUGUGUGGGUAACGAAACAAAACGCACACAUCGGUAUAUAAUGAAGGAAUGAGAAGAAAGUGAGGAAGAUGAGAAGAACACAGAGGCGUUUCUUAAAUCAUCUCUCUACUAACAUUUCCCAUCAUGCCUCUGUUCAGUAAACUGAUGCAAUUAGCUGGAGUUUGAAUGAGAGAAGGAUUUUUAAAUUUGACUUUCAGACCUCUUUGACUCUUCUUCCGGUCACUACUAAACUUCCCGACACAAUCCAAGAACAUUCCCUAAAUUUGACUUACUCUGCACAGUCGGCCAUGUUUUCUCCAUCCUUAGUUUUUAUAUUUUUGCGUUUAGUAUUCUUUAAAGUAAUCACAAGGGAGAAACCUCCGUCCAACCAGCUUCCUUUUAUCCUCAUCACGCUUUACACUACGAUAAUCCACUAACACAACAGGUCAAAUCCAUCAUGUUUAUUGAGACUUACUGACACGUGUCUUUGUUGUCUCUGAACGACGUGAUGAACUCUUUGAUUCUGUUACUUUAUGAAACAUAUAGCUCUCUUCUCCUGUACUUUUCUAACUGUCUGUCUGAAUCCGUGAAGGCACAAGAGAAAUAAAGUCACUUCUGCCAGAAAAAAACA